AGAAUAUUUAAAAGGUAUAAUUCAUAAAAUAUUAUUCCAAAAAAUAACAUAAAACACAAAGCUUUCUUUUGAGCUUCAAUCAGCUGAUUGCCUAUCGAAGCAACUGUUGAAUUCGCGGCUACGGUUUCGGGAGAGUUUUCCGGGUCUUCUUCAUUCUCCGAGAGCACCGUGGGGUCUGCACUUGGAAUAAUGUGUUUCCAGCGCUACCUGGCGCAAGUCCGGACCACUUUGGGUCGGCAUCUGACAGAGGCUUCCCCGGCAGCUUGGGCUGCUGUACCGUCACAUCCUAACCGGAAAUUGCAUCUAGUGCUGGGUAAUGAAUCCUGUGACCUCGAUUCGGCCGUCUCCGCCAUGACCUUGGCCUUUAUUUACGCCCAGCGGUAUCGGGAGCACGAUUAUGUGCCAGUGCUGAACAUUCCUCGCCGGGAUUAUCCCCUGAAAACCGAAGUAGGCCAUAUGUUUGGCAAGUGUGGUAUAUCUGAGCCGGUUCUCCUCUUCCGCGAUGAUCUGCCCAAGGAGAUGACCCACGAUGUUAGCGUUAUUCUCGUGGAUCAUCAUGUGAGUUCGCUGGCGCCAAAUGUGACGCAGAUCCUGGACCACAGGCCAUUGGAUGAUGGUGCUCCAAACUAUAAACUCUUGCCCGCCAGCUGUGAAAAGAAUAUAGACCCCACCGUGGGCUCCUGUGCCACUCUGGUCGCGGAGCGUUACUUGGCCCAGAAUGAGCCACGAUCUCGUAACGUAGCAGAGCUACUCCAUGCCACAAUUGUCCUGGAUACCAUCAACUUUUCGCCAACUGCCAAGAGAUUCGGUCCGCUAGACCAGCGCAUGGUGCAGAACCUGGAGUUGGAGCUGGGUCUGGCCGAGGACCAGCGUCCUCGGCUGUUUGAUGAACUGGUGGCCGCCAGAGCCGACAUCAGCAAGCUCAAGCUGACGGAAGUGCUGCGGAAGGAUAUGAAAAUGCUUUCCACUGAUCGUCAGGAGGUUCCCCUCGCGGGAAUGCCCAUUCUCGUAAGGGAUUUUGUGGACAAAAGCGGCGCAGAGAAGGCUGUGAAGGAGUUCGCCGCAAACAGUAAUCUCCUAGUGAUCCUGGGCAUGUAUGUGAACCCCAAAGACGGCCAAGUACAGCGCGACGUGGGCCUUAUCUCUCUCUCCGCCCAGAGCCAGCUGGUAGAUCGCGUCAGGCAGGCUCUGGUGAAGUCCCGCGAUCCGGAUCUACAACUGCGACCUCACGACGUGGAAACCCACUUCAUGGGCGGCUGUUUCCUGCGUCAGGACAACGUGCAGGCCACCCGAAAGCACAUCCUGCCAAUUGUGAAGGAAGCGCUGCUCGACUGGGAGGCGGAGCAUUGCUGCGACUGUGAGGAGGUCAUCUAUUUCAAGGAGAAGCCCCAGCUGGGCCUCUAGUAGAAAAGACUUGGGUACAUCUUUAGUACACCCACUCCCAAAGGAAGUGUUCUUGUUUAAUUAAUAGAGUUAUGUACAGAUCAUACAUGGGUAAAAGAUUAAAAAAAAGAAGCUACAUUAAUAGACAAACUA
Molecule: messenger RNA, 1536 nt
Organism: Drosophila bipectinata
Lineage: Eukaryota; Metazoa; Arthropoda; Insecta; Diptera; Drosophilidae
Gene: pn
Product: exopolyphosphatase prune
Cellular component (GO): cytoplasm
Molecular function (GO): exopolyphosphatase activity
Source: RefSeq, a predicted model, not a curated record